UGGCUGCUAUACUGUUGCCUUCCAUGUCUUGAAGAUAUUUUAAAACCAAAGUAUUUCAGAUAUUUAGCCUUAUAUUCUCAAGCAGUUUUUAUCCUGAACAAUACAUCAAUCUCCGAAACUGACUUGAUUAUAGCGAAAGCUUUCUUAAGACAGUUUUCCCACGGAUUGUCCAUGUAUGGAGAAAGAAGCUAUAUAUGUACUUAUAACAUGCAUAUAGCAGGACACUCACCUGAUUCUUUGUUCAAUUGGGAACCAUCAUGGGCAUACUCCACUUUCCCGUUCGAAAGUUUUUGCGCAAAAUUAAAGGACAGCGUCAUAAGUCCGACUAGCUGAGCUGAGUGAAACAGUGCGGUUUAUGGCUAGAAGUGUCGUCAAAGUUUUAAGAAAUAAUACCAGUCUGUUAGCGAAGUAUGGGGUAAAGAAGCCAACUUUGGAUGUCCCAACAAGGUGGAACUCAACGGCAGACAUGUUGUCGUCUCUUCUUUUGGCUAAAUCUGUAUGCCGAAAAUUUUCGAAAGAAAAACCAUCACUGAAGCUCAGCGAUAUGGACUGGAAGAAUAUUGAAGAUUGCCUCACAGCAUUACUACCGUGCAAGAAAGCAACCCUGAAGAUGCAAAAUGAAAAUCUUUUUCCAGGAGACUUCUUCGGAAUCUGGAGAGAAUGCAAACUUCUCACAGAGCGAGUAAAAAACAACCUUGCCACAAAACUCGUGGAUAAAAUUGAGGAGAGAGAGAAUGAUCUCUUAAAAAAUGAGGCUCUGAUUGCCUCCAUGUUUUUGGAUCCUCGAUAUUUGACUUUUUUAGAGGAAGAAGAUUGUAGACUGGCAAAGCAAGUUUUAUUAAAAAUAUGGGAUGUUAUCGAAGCUUCGAAUGUAAAUAUGACUCCGACCACUGAAAGAUCAAGACAAGAAACUCCUGAAGUAGAAGACGAGUUGUUGGUUGACCACAAUAUUACAAAUAUUGUCGAUCAGGAGAGAAUAAGGAGGGAUGCAGAAAGGCAAAAAUGAUUCUCCAAUGUAUCUAGUUUAAACCAGAUAUUGGACGAAUUCGAGAAAACGCCUGCUUCAGA
Messenger RNA from Leptopilina heterotoma, 1068 nucleotides. RefSeq lists its product as uncharacterized. The record is from RefSeq and is a predicted model, not a curated record. NCBI's taxonomy places the organism in Eukaryota, Metazoa, Arthropoda, Insecta, Hymenoptera, Figitidae. Bases 356 to 1006 code for a protein of 216 amino acids. The transcript is spliced from 3 exons.